Sorghum bicolor (sorghum) is the source of this 977-nucleotide messenger RNA. RefSeq names its product polyubiquitin-like. The transcript is spliced from 3 exons. Gene Ontology annotation, molecular function: protein tag activity; ubiquitin protein ligase binding. Bases 158 to 823 code for a protein of 221 amino acids. Gene Ontology annotation, biological process: modification-dependent protein catabolic process; protein ubiquitination. Lineage: Eukaryota; Viridiplantae; Streptophyta; Magnoliopsida; Poales; Poaceae. The record is from RefSeq and is a predicted model, not a curated record. Gene Ontology annotation, cellular component: nucleus; cytoplasm.
GAUCUCCCUGGUCCAUCCAGUGCGGCUGAAGCAAGAACGCCAACCGAUCCUAGCGAGAAACACAUCUUCGUCGACUUCGAUCAAGGUACUCUCGUACACAAAUUCGAUUCCUUGCGCGGGGUGUCGGUGAAGCAUAUUGUCUGAUGUCAGUAUCAGGAUGCAGAUCUUUGUGAAGAGCCCCACCGGUCGGACAAUCUGCCUCAGGGUACAACCAUCAGAUACCUUGCAAACCGUGAAGGCAAAGAUUCAGGAACGGGAAUACCUUGUCUAUGAUGGAGUGCGGCUCGAGGACAAUAAUCUUACACUAGCUGACUAUGGCAUCCAGCAUAGAUCUACGCUUGACCUCGAAGAGAAGAUGCAAAUCUAUGUAGUGGAAACACUAGCAGGCACAACCAUCACUCUUGAGGUGGACAGCUCAGAAACUAUUGACAGCAUCAAGGGAAAGAUUCAGUAUAGUGAGAGAUUUCCUAAGGUUCAGCAGUGCCUCAUAUUUGGUGACAAACAGCUGGAGGACAACAGCACCUUGGCGGACCACAACAUUUCAAAGGAGUCCACCCUUCUUCUUGUCCUCCACCCGCUUCCAAGAGGCACCAUGCGUAUCAAGGUAUAUAUUGGCGAUGGAAGGAUUGUCCCUCUGGAAGUUCAGAAGUCAGAUACGAUUGCCAGUGUCAGUUUAAAGAUCUAUGAGAAGGCCUUUGUUCGGCCCGUACAGCAUGCAAUCUAUUUUGACUCAACGAGGCUGGAGGGCAGCAAGACCCUGGCACACUAUGGCAUUGAGAAUGGGGAUACUCUCGAUUUGAUUAUCUGCCAGUGUGGCUGUUGAGGUGGAUGUCAUGCUGGGUCAUCAGUCUUCUUCGUUUGGAGCAUAGGUGUGUCAUCAGUAAAAGUAUCAUUGUAUUGCUGCAGUCUUUAUUUCCAGUACUGUUAUGCUAUGAGCAAAACUAUCUAAGAUCUCAUAUCAAGAGUCUCCUGGGUCU